Molecule: messenger RNA, 2435 nt
Organism: Sus scrofa (pig)
Lineage: Eukaryota; Metazoa; Chordata; Mammalia; Artiodactyla; Suidae
Source: RefSeq, a predicted model, not a curated record
AUAUAGAGGCCGGAGCCUUUCCCGAAACCAUUUGUUCUCCCAUCUCCUAGACUCUUCCAGCGCACCUGGUACACAACCACAGAGGCUCCAGAGACUUCGAGGCUCUCUUGUCUCCGAGGUGAAGAGGUGGAGUCCAGGCACAGGGCGUCGUGCUGCACGCAGAGGCUCCCAGUUCCCGACUUCGAGGUAGAGCAGCCUGGAAAAUGGACUCUUCAGGAAACAACCAGACUUGUGAGGGCAGGAACAUCGGACCUUUCUUUCCUGUGCCCCCCGUGACCCCGCAGCCUCUCCUGGGUCCCUGGUUCCAGAAUCCCACCUAUAAUCCACUCUCCAUUCCAGGGGCAGGUUUCACAAAUGGAAGUCUGUAUUUUCCAUGUCCCAUGGUGUUCAUUGAGUAUCCUGGCUUCCUCGUCCCUCAGUCCCCAUUGCCCACUGCUCUUAACCAAAGACCCAUAGUCCCUCUGUUUUAUAGCAUGGCACCACAAUACGGUGGCCACUGCGAAAGAAUGAAAACAAAAGACACACAAACAGAAACUGAACCUCAACAGGAUGAAAACUUGAAUGAAAAUGAAGACAUGCCCUCAGAAGGGGACAGCCGUGACAUAGGAAGGGUGACCAGUAACCCUCCGGAUACAUUCUCCCCUGAGAAUGUAGGUGAAAAGAAAGAGGUAGAGAGCAGUAGCUACCCUGAGGGGCAUGUUCCCUCCCCUACCAGGUUGGCCCAGGUCGACAAAGUAGAUGGGACCACUCAGGGUGACACGAAGCAGUGCUGUGUUGCACAAUCUGGCCAAUCCCCUGAGUCUGCAUCAGAAAGCAGUAAAGGACCAUGGUGGAGAUAUAGUGACUCCUUUGAAUCUGAUGAUGAUGAUAAUUAUUCUGAUAGCUCUGAGGAGUACUAUUUUCAUUCCCCUGUAAUGUCUGCCCCUACCCCCUUGCCAAGUGAAGUAGGUGAGGGUGUACAACUCCAGGAAAAGCCCCAGCAAAUGCCCUCUGGAGGUGAAUCUCAUAGCCUCUGUGAGAGAUGUCAUUCCUCCCCUCCGUCCACUGUGUACAGAGUCAGUGAGGGCGUCCAGUGCGACAUGGAUAAGGAUGCAGAGCAGAAGGAGAGUGGGAACCAGGAUGAAGAUGAGUAUGAAGAGGAGGUAGAGAAUAACUAUGAGGACCACGGGUUCUCCCCUCCCUGGUCGGCCCAGCUCAGCACAGUUGAUGAGGGCAUCCAGUGCGACAUGGAUAAGGAUGCAGAGCAGAAGGAGAGUGGGAACCAGGAUGAAGAUGAGGAAGAGAUUAACUCUGAGGAGCACAGUGUCUCCCCUACCUGGGAGGGCCAAUUCAGUGAAGUGGAUGAGGGCAUCCAGUAUGGUGUGAGUUGGUUUGAGUCACAGCUAGAGACGUAUCCCCACCAGAUGCCCUCCAAAGGGAAGGAGACAUUGCCAGACUGCCAAACCAAGAGAUCAUGGAGAAAACCAGUCGUGAAUAGGAAAUUAGGUCCAGAUGAAGAGCGCAUGAAAGAUGAGACUGGGGAGGCGUCUAAAGAGAACUUCAAAAGGAGUGAAAAGAUUAAAAAGACAGUGAGAGGCAGGAAGCUGAAAGACCAGGGCAGCUUCUCCAAUGUUAAGACAGUCUGUUUGUUGAAGAAAAGUGCUGCCUUGAACAUGGUGAUUCCUGAGGAUUCAGGAGACUCUGAGUUGGAAGAGGAAGAUGAUGAAAUGGAUGAGGUCGAAUGCCUCCUUGAAGAAGUGAGUCUGCAGAGCCCUCUGACAGCUUCCAAAGGAAGGUCUUAUCAGAAGGCUGGGAGGAUGCUCAGGGUGCCCCCUGAGAGCGCUCUCCCUCCCCAGCUUAUUGCCUGGCCCACGAGAAAUAAGUACAAGCUGCUGCAAGUUCGUGGUGGAUAUGAGCGCAUCCCUGAGGUGUAUCAGUCGGAACAACGGGAUGGCUGUGAGAGCAGCGGUGACAGGCUCCGAAGCAAACACACCAUGGCCAGGCUGAAAGGCCUGGAGUCCAGGAGAGCCUCCCACAAAUGAUUGGAAUGAAUAUCACCGAAGCAUCUUCUCCCAGGCAGCUACGGUCCUGUGCAAGACCACUGCCCUGAUCAAGAAGCCUGGAGUCAGAGCACCGCUCUGCCUCUUACCUCGGACACUUACUGGCAUAUGCAAGGCGACUUCCUCAUCUACAGAAUAGGGGUCAUGCCUUUACUUUAACAGUGCUGUGGUGAGAACAAGUUAAUUAAAAGAAGUGAACUCAUUUGUAAACAGUGUUCUGUAUUCCGUGUGUGUGUGUGUGUGUGUGUGUGUGUGUGUGUGUGUGUGUGUGUGUUAAGGGGUGUUGCUUGAAAUUUGUCCGCACUCACACUGCAUGACUUUGACUUCUUUCCCCAGUGGCAUCCAAAGUCCUUUGGUUGGUGCGCGGGCCAGAAAUUCCCUGGCAUGUUCAUUGCC